Pomacea canaliculata is the source of this 5190-nucleotide messenger RNA. RefSeq lists its product as uncharacterized. The transcript is spliced from 11 exons. The record is from RefSeq and is a predicted model, not a curated record. Lineage: Eukaryota; Metazoa; Mollusca; Gastropoda; Architaenioglossa; Ampullariidae. The coding region runs from base 198 to 3254 and encodes 1018 amino acids.
UCUUGGUCAACUCGUUUCCUUUUUUGAUAUCAACAGUGAUUACACCGCUCAUUCUUCUUGAAACACUUCCUCACCAGUUUUUUUUCAGUGCGAAAUAGCCACGAAGCACAAGUUUAUUGACUGUUAAAUUUGCAUGAAUCGUGAUAAUCGUUCUUACACGAUGCCAAGUGAAAUACGCUUCCGGGUAAAAGAUUACAAUGAUUGCAUUAGUUUUCUUGAUAACAGAGCUUGUUCUUUCGCCUAGUUCAUCAUCAUCGUUGGAAGGAGGAAUGUUCACAUGCAAGAUUCCUUCAGUAAAACUCAAGUCAAAUGUGAUGCUGACGUGUUAUUCUCCAGAAAACUACACUGACGAUGGCCACAACGUAUCGGUAUACUUUUACACGCAAAACAAGGCAAAAGAACUAGUGUCUUGCCAACGGAAGCCUGACGGUUUGCAUUGUGUUGCAAAUCGCGGCUAUGCUGUGGAUUUUGACGGACAAGGUCUUUUUAGGCUGACAAUCAGUACCGCCUUGGAGGAUCAUGAAGGGUUGUACAGCUGCCAUAUUAAGGGUCUUAAAGAUGUUCGUUAUCAAAACUGUUCGUUCGUGCUUCUAAAAGAUAAUGAGCCAACAAAAACGGAACAAGGUAGAAGCUCAGCAGUGAACUCAUCUUGCACUAUUGAAAGUGUCAAAGAAAUGGAACCUGCAUCGCUAACAUGCAAAUUCAGCACUGAUGUAAAUAUGUCGAAAACACACUUCAAAGUAGUGCAUCUUAAUGGACAAAACAAUACAGCGGAUGAAAUUGUGAACUGCACCUGGAUUAAAGACAAACUGAACUGCACUAUAGCCCCGGGAUACGAGUUUAAUAAAAGUGUCACAGAUCGCCUCGUGAUCAAUAUACCUCAAGCAACUUCUAAACACAGCGGAACAUACUCUUGUCGUGUGACUGGGUCUCAUCUCGAAGACGAAGCGUGUGAAUUUAACCUCAUACCAGAAAAAGCGUUCCUAACCCAUUUAUGGAAAAUAAUUUAUCUCAAUCUUUGGAUUCUCGUUCUCGUCCUCGUCCUCCUUUUCAUCAUCGUCGUCUUCCUCAUCUUUGUCGUCGUUCUCCCUGCCUUUCAGAAAACAUCAACGUGGGCAUGCAGGAGAAAAAAUGAUAUGACAGAGGAAAAUUCUUCACUAAAAAAUGACAAUGAAAUGACAUCAAUGCUACCCAAUGUCAGAGAGGAACUCAUUUAUCCACCCGAUACAAGAGUUUGGCAACAGUGGGCUCAUGAUAACCUUCCUGAUCUUGACUCUCGCUCCUACUUCUUGCCAUUGGACUACAAAGAUCUGAUUGCUGGCCAGGAUACUCAGUCUGCACGUAACACCGAUACUAAUUUUUCUAUUUCCCACCGCAUUCCUACUCAUGACAGUGAGUUCGGACGUGAAUUAACCAUGCAAAGAAUUAUCUUUUGUUUACGGAAACUGUUCGUGCAGAAAGAAGAACGUUUGGUUGGACUGAGUCAGCUUCAGUUUGGACUGUACAAGGAUGGACCUUGCUACGCUGCUGCUGCCCGUUUACUCUUACCCGUCAGCGACACUCUGUCAAGAAGCUGGAAAUCAGGAUGCUUUGAUUUGCUUCUUAUUCACCCAAUUUAUGGCUUAAUCAUCUGUGAGGUGUUGCCUUUUGGUGACUUUUCCAAAAAAGUAUGCAUGUCGGAAAAGGAUAUACACUAUAAUGCUGCCAGGAAAUUACAAUUAGCCGUGUUACAGUUAGACAAAGUGGAGGAUGUGUUGCCAAAACUGGCAUCAAACAUCGCUAUGAGUGUUCGCAUUACUAAGACAAUUGUGGUCCCUAACCUAACGUCUCGACAGAUACAGCAGACCAUCUCUACCAGCACCGAGUUAGCUAAUAAUCUCCGUCGCUGCCUGGGAACAAACACUUCUGACGCCAUUACUGGCUUAUGUCUGUGCUCUGAUCAGUUGUCUGACCCCAAAACACCGUGUGACGUCAGUAGUCACGUGCUGAGGGAACUCGGACUCUGGUGGCAGCGACGUGUGACUGGGGCUGGACCUGACCCUCACAUGACACAGGAUGUGUAUAAGACUCUAGUAUCCAGCUUCUGUGGUCCGGCGGUAACAACAACUGUAUCAUGCACAUCUCCUCCACGCCUGGGUCAGGCCGUGUGGUGGACAGGAGAGUGCUAUACUGCUGUAAUCACACUCUUCCCGGAGCAAGUUCACCUGCUACACACGGCGCCUCCCAGAAUCUAUCUCACUGGACCGCCCGGUACAGGUAAAACUGUGGUGCUGCUGCUGAUGGCCAUACAGUGGCUUUGUUGUGGUCACGACGUUUACAUUGUCAGUACGUGGUAUGGGAGUCGUGCAGCGUGCAGCAUGUUGUAUCACAUGAUUCUGCAAACUAUAGACACACAACAAAGAGAAACCUCAUCACCCGGGUUUCUUUACAUCCUCAAUUAUGAUUUUAAUUUCUAUGAAGAUAUGAGGAAGGCCGUAGACGACUUGUCACAUUCUGCAAAUGAAAAGACGCUGCGUGUCAUCGCUGAUGAAGCCGGACCUAUGACACAUUUCCAGAACUUCUGUGGUGUUCUGCUUAAACGAGUUCCUCAUUUACAUCUUUGGGCGACAUGCUGCUACCAUAGUUCCCCACCCGUCGGCUGGCAAGAGAAACCUUUAACCAGACUCCUUCGAUGUCUGCCGGACGUCGACAGGAAAAUGGUGCAGAAUAACAUAGUUAACUCAUAUACUGGUGUCCAGGCAAACAGUGCACGUAGUGUGUCCGACAACGUGCAGCUUCUGCCAGUCAAACAACUCUAUCACGGAGGUCAGGGUCAUUUGAAUUCGAGACCAAUUGAUUGUGUCACGUGCGGUCGUGAGAUGGCCUGCUUCCUACACAGUCUUCGUGCUGGUGUUUCGGAUGAUGUAGCGACAAUAUCUACGACCGUCGCCUCCACCAGAUAUGGUACAGCACCACCCUCCCUGCAGUGGAAAGACAUGUUGAUGUUGUACCAGACAGGUGUAACUGAGAACGCCUUCAUGGUGGAGGGACUGAGAGAAGCGGGUAUCCCAGUUCGGGUGAUGAAGGAUGAGGACAUCGAGGACGUGGCCACGGCCCGCAGUGACGUGGUGUGGGUGACGAGUGCACAUCGUGUUCGUGGUCUGGAGAGAAAAGUCGUAGUGUGUCUGGACCCUGAAAGAUAUGACUUAUCAAACAAAAAUUACUUUUUGUCUCGUUGUACAUCUCAUCUUGCUAUUGUUUCCCUUGGCUCAUAGAUUUAUUUAGGUGUAGACUGUGUACAGGUAUAAUUGGACCAGAAGACAUAAAACAAGUAAGAUGGAACGUGGUAGCAAUCAGAAGAGACUGCAAUGACAAAAACUAAAUUUGUUACCCAUCGGCUUUAGUGUAAAAAGCGGUAGAAUAAACCGGUUGUGUGCGCACACGUGUGAAGGCAUUCCAUGCACUUGCCACUUCUAUAUUUCAUAAUAUCGGAACAACUCCACAUACUCUACAAUAACAAAGUUUGCCUUCGACUGUGCUGAUCGUGUUUUUUCUCGUUUUUCUGGACAAAGGAUUUCAGACGAGACAACAAAAAUUAUUUCUAACUAUUCGCCCUCAACACACAUCUACGUUCAAAAAGUACAAUUAGCAACAGACACACACCGAUCAUCAAGUAUGAGAUUACCGAUGAAAACCAAGGAGAAUAAAAACACUAAAAACACCAUACACAAGUUGAAAGUGUACAUGGUACUCUCAGUAGUAUUUUCAAAAUUACAUGAAUUAAUCUUCACCUCACAUCAGGCAUCCCCUCAUGAAAUGUUCCAACAUAUCAAAAAGAAUGUUUUUAUUUAUCCGAUCAACUUCUCUGUAGAUCAAAUUUCAAUAUUCCCUGAAAUCUAUUCACUCCAUCACUACAUUAUACACUUUAUUACCUACAACCCACUGUCCUAGAGGUCUGAAUUUUUCAUUUGUUGCUCAUUUCCAAUGACAUGGCAAUAAGAAAUCAUUUUCAGUUGUCCAAAAGUGCUUGAACUGGUUGUACUGCUUGUACCUUAAAUUUUGUGGGUAAUGCACUGAAACCAUUUUAUUUUGUCUCGUAAGUUUUGAACUGUAAAAAUUAUUUUCUGCCAAGGUAACAGGAUAUUUGUUUUUCCCAAGAUAACUAAACAUUUCUUUUAUUAGACAGCGCUGUUUCUCAUAACCCUUUAUCACCGGUUCAUAUUGCCACAGAUGUAGCUGUUUAUGUUAACAGCUCACUUCACACGAUUGUUAUAGCAAUAUUAUCAUGUGACAUUUUACAAAUUUGUACUGAUUUGUAAACAUUUGCCUAUAGUUACAACUGUAGCCUGACCGAUCUCCUUUCUCACUCACGUGAACACCGCGGUCCCUAGCUCCAGAUCAGUCUGCUCCUCUUUAGUGUUCGAAGGAAGAGGACGGGAAUUUCAAAGCAAAAUUUCCUGCUAAAAUACUAGCUCUCCUUCGUCGGGAGCGCUAUGUAAUCUGCAUCGAGUUGUGUUUUUUAUCUACAGACAUCCGCACUUAGCUGACUUUGAAAUUCACAGAAGACCUUCCUUUUUCCUUUUCUCCUCUGUGUCGCUCAAGUACCGUGUCUUCUCUGCUACGUCAUAAGUCGCGUUAUUUAUUUAAUAGUGAGCAUGUUCAUAGUGGCGCUCUUACUGACUUUGUUAGCUGGUUUGACGAACACUUCCUUGUCUUUAAUGCCUCAAACACUAAGGAAAUGAUUUUCGACUUUUGGAUGAACAGGCCUGAGGCAGUUCAUGAUGAUGUCAUCGAGGUAUUCGACUAUCUAGGUAAUAUCUUUGAUGGUAAGCUAAAAUGGGACAUCAACCCUGACAUCAUCCUAAUUGUGAGCCAACAACGUCUGUACCACUUACGGAAACUCAGAUCUUUCUGUCAGCUCUGACAUCCUCUCUCUCUUCUAUCAGUUCUUCAUUAAAGUCUCAUCCCUUUUUGUUUCAUCUCUUGGUUCCACAUCCUGACCCUAGGAAACAGGAACAGUCUUGUUUCUAUUGCUAAUAUCUGUUCCGAGAUCAUCGAAACUAGGCAUUAGUUUUCACUCUUAAUAUUUCUGAUGAAUGCGUGGGUUUGUGUGAGAUAGAGACCCUAUUUCAGCAUGUAAAUUUAUAUCAUCUCUCUUAUGUCAUGUAAUAUAUAUAUUACUGGUAGAACGAGCACUAUCUUGAAUUAAUA